UCAACUACGCAGACCUUCUUGCGGCCAGAAUGUCUCUCAAGCUUCCUCGGAACUGGGAUUUCAACCUGAAAAUGGAUAUGUCUAAAAUAGUUCGCUCCCAGAGCAUGAUGGCUGUUGACCCCAAGGGCCCCUGCACCUGGCCCCAUACUCUCAACUCUCUCGAGCGGCCUCUGAAAACUGGCUGGUUGAAGAAACAACGCUCCAUCGUCAAGAACUGGCAGCAGAGGUUCUUCGUGCUGAAAGGGCAACAUCUGUCUUACUACAAGGAUGAAGACGAUGGCAAACUCCAGGGUGUGAUCCGUCUUCAUGGCAGCACAAUCAAGGAGGUUGCUGCCACCUCUGAUGAAGGAGGGAAGUUUAUCUUUGAAGUCAUCCCAGAGAUCUCUAGAGACCAGAAUCGAACAGGACAAGACUCUUAUCUACUGAUGGCCAGUUCUCAGUCUGAGAUGGAAGACUGGGUGAAAUCACUCCGAAGGGUGGCAGGAUCCCCAUUAGGAGUGGUUUUUGGCCAACAGCUGGUGGAGACCAUGGUAUACGAGCAGAGGUUUGGGCAGCAUCAGGUUCCCAUUUUGGUUGAGAAAUGCACAGAGUUUAUAAGGAAGCAUGGUCUAAACGAAGAGGGCAUCUUCCGACUUCCUGGCCAAGACAACCUGGUGAAACGACUGAGGGAUAUGUUUGACGCUGGAGAGAGGCCAUCAUUUGACCGAGAGACAGAUGUACACACCGUGGCAUCCUUGUUUAAACUCUACCUGAGAGAACUUCCUGAGCCAGUCAUACCAUGGGCCCAGUAUGAGGACUUCCUCUUGUGUGGCCAGCUUUUGAGUGCUGAUGAGACAAAGGGGCGUCAGCAGCUAAUGAAGCAGUUGCCUCUGUUACCCCAAGACAAUUACAACCUUCUCAGUUACAUUUGUCGGUUCCUGUAUGAAAUCCAGCAGAACGCCAGUACCAACAAGAUGAGCGUGGAGAAUCUGGCAACAGUGUUUGGCGUGAACCUCAUCCGACCAAAAAUGGAGGAUCCUGCAACUAUUAUGAGAGGCACUCACCAUAUCCAGAAAGCGAUGACUGUGAUGAUCAGUGAGCACACCACACUAUUUCCUGUGUCCAAAGAUGUGCCUCCUUCUCCUCCUCUCCAGAAGGGCGAUUCCAAGAAGACCCCAGUACCCCGCAGUUCAGUUGGCUGGGGGGCUGUGGAAAGACCACUGCCAUCCAGAAAAGAGAACAGAACCCAGUGUCAAACAAAUGAUGAUCUAGAAGCUUCUGCCUUCAAAUUAGAUUGUAGUUCAGAUCCAUCAACAGAAGAUAAUGGGGACCUGAAGCCUAAAGACCUUCUUGGAAAGUGCACGACAGAGUCUAGGAAAAGAACUCAGACCCUUCCAAACAGGAAGUAUUUUGUGAAUAUUCCUUCCAACAGAGCGAAGCAAGGCGAAAUUUUCAGUGGUGAUUUUUGGUCACCUUCAGUGGUCCAGCCCAGUCCCAUUUCUUCUACAGGGGGUCACAAACGGACUUUGUCAGAGGGGCUUUCUAAGUUGUUCAACCUUCCACAGAUCUCAAACUCUGACAACUCCUGUAGUUCCCUAGGGGCAACUGGGACACAGACUCAUAAUGAGCACUCUUUGGCUGUAGCUGCUGAUACUUCACAAAAGGAUCUCAUAACUGGACCUGGGCAAAAUGGGGACAAAGUUCUAAAUCCCAGUCCUGGAGGUGAGAGCUCCCCUCCUGAGGACCUGGAGUCUCUGAGGAAAAUGAUUGUGGAGCUGAAACGGGAGAUGGAGGUACAGAAAAAGGAUUACGAGGAACAAAUUAACAGCCUGGAGAAGGAAAACUAUGAGGUCUGGGCCAAAGUGGUGAGGCUAAACCAGGAGAUUGAAAAAGAAAAGAGUAAAUUUGCAGAUCUGGAACGUAAGCUUCAGAAUAUUGAACAUUCUCGAGAUGAUAUUGAGGACAAGAACAAACUUCUAGAACAGGAGCUUCUGGACUCCAUGAAAUCCAGGAACCAGCUUGGGGCAAAUAAAUGAAUGGGGAAAGGAACAUCUCUUUGCAUGCAAAACACAAUGUUCUGUGCAAGGGAAGGACAUGUAGUCAAGUACAAAUGCAUGGUGGCGGCUCUUUCCUUGAAGAAUCAUCUGACUAGGUCUUCUGGAAGGCCUAGAGGAUACUGCAAAGUAUUUUUGUGGCCAGAACACACGAUCUUUGAGAACUGCAGGGCUCUACAAAAGGUGAUUUUGCAAUAGCCCAGCUACACAGGGCAAUUUCCUUUCUGGCCCUCAUUGAUUAAAAGUAGGUAUGAACCCAGACAUGUAAGAAACUGUAUACCAGCGUUCUUCUUUCUUCCGUAUGGUAUUUAAUUUUUGUGUGUGCAUUGUUCAACCUUUCUUUAGACCUCAAUGGACUCGUUGGUCAUUUCUUGGGAUCAAUUACCUAGAAAGGGGGGCAGGCAGCAUAAGGCAGAGGGCUGGUCCAGAGGCUCUGCAAUUUCCAAGAGAAAAGUGGAGGCUGAGGGGACAAGGCACUUCUUUCAGUGACUCCUAACUUUGUGCAUGCAUUUGGGGGGGGGGUAAAAUCUGUGAUCUAGACCCCCCCCCCUCCAUUCUAUCAGAUCGCUGGUCUUGGCUGUUAGGGCAGUGAAUGCUGUUCUUUAUUUUUUGUCCAGGCCCAUCUGUGAUAUCUUCUUUAUGAAAUUAGAUGAGGGGCCUGACUGGUGCUUACACAUAAUUAAGCAUGGAGGAAAUGGCUUGAGAGGGCAUUUUGUUGGAUCUAGUCCAUCUCCCCCCCCCCCGCUCUUUCCUUGGGGGAAAUUGCAACUGAAGUGAUUGGCAGUACAAUAUUAAGCAGAGUUAGAUCCUUCUAAAGCAAUGGGCUUAGAAGGGCAUAACUCUGUUUAGGUUUGGGCUCUGAGUCUGUUAUUUUGGGAUCCUUCCUCUGGCUACAUUUUGGUCUAGCCGCAUGAUACAUACCCCAUGGAGAAGUUGUGCCCUAAAAUCAGAGCAGGGUCAUGGAGAAAGAUGCCUGAGCUAUUCUUCAACGGGUGGGAUACAACCUCUUUGGCAUUUGACUUGGAGAGAUAGGAAAAAUGUAUUUUUUAGCCACUAUGUUGAUGGUUUUCUAAAAAAAACAAUAAAUCUCCCAGAAUCACAUGAAUCAUAAGACAGCAAAAGGUUCACUUCAUCAAGAGUGGGCAAAAAAGGCUCCUCGAGGACAUCCGCCUCUUCUCCAUCUCGUCAGGAUUCAUCUUCACUUGUUUCUCCCUUAGCCGCUUGACCGCAGCAUCUAGACACCUGCCCAGGACAGAGCAGCAUCCAGAUAUUAAACCACAUGGAAGACAACAGAGAUCUCUGUCAGGGCACUGCAGGACAACUUCCAAG
This is a messenger RNA of Eublepharis macularius, 3362 nucleotides long. It is a transcript of the gene ARHGAP25, whose product is annotated as Rho GTPase activating protein 25. Gene Ontology annotation, cellular component: phagocytic cup. NCBI's taxonomy places the organism in Eukaryota, Metazoa, Chordata, Lepidosauria, Squamata, Eublepharidae. The record is from RefSeq and is a predicted model, not a curated record. The transcript is spliced from 11 exons. Gene Ontology annotation, biological process: signal transduction; activation of GTPase activity; phagocytosis, engulfment. Bases 30 to 2015 code for a protein of 661 amino acids. Gene Ontology annotation, molecular function: GTPase activator activity.